Spodoptera littoralis (African cotton leafworm) is the source of this 987-nucleotide messenger RNA. The record is from the annotation of a GenBank genome assembly. Lineage: Eukaryota; Metazoa; Arthropoda; Insecta; Lepidoptera; Noctuidae.
AUGCCGGAAUUCCAUUUAACGGACUCCAUCAUCACACAGCUCAACGCUCAAGAACCAUGGCCGGACAAUGUGAAACUGUUCCAACCUUACGAAGUGGAGCAAAUACUGCUGCCAGACAACGCCAGCUGCCUGGCUGUACAGGCGUUCUUGAAGAUGUGCAAUCUACCAUUUGAGGUGGAGAUGCGAUGGAAUGCAGAGUUCAUGUCACCUUCGGGGCGGGUCCCUUUCAUCAAAUGCGGGGCUUUUGUCGUGUCAGAAUUGGAGCCAAUAGUCCAGUUUGCUGCGAACAAGGGCGUGUCACUUUGUGGAAAACUGAGCACCGAGGAGAAGGCGGAAAUGAGAGCCUACAUGAGCUUGAUCACCAAUGUACUCGUUAACGCUGAGCUCUACAUAUCCUGGGUGGACAGCGAGACCUUUAACGCAGUGACCAAAGUGAGGAACUCCUCAGUGUACCCCUGGCCGCUAGGGUGGUUACAGACCAGAGCUAAGAGGAAUGCUGUCAUCAAACGGCUGAAGGCACUGCACUGGUAUGAAAAGACCAUCGACCAGGUUCUCGCUGAUGUGGAACAGUGCUGCAACUCGUUAAGUCAGCGGCUGGGUGACAAAGAUUACUUCUUCGGGAACUCCCCAACUCCUCUAGACGCCCUAAUGUUUGGACAUAUGAGAGCGAUCCUAAUGUCGUCAGGAGCCAGGGCAGGUCCUCUAAUCAAGCGCAUCACCAGCUCCUUACUAAGGCACUUGUUGAGAUGUAUCAAUGUAACUCAUAUGACUUUGACGACCCAGGAAGAGUACCUAGUGACCCAAGCCUUCCAAAUAACUCGACGACGACUCUCCCCUGAACGCACCGCGUCUGAACGAAGCACGAGAAUGAAACGCUCUCGUAUGAGCAUUCGGAAUGCAAGCAAAGAUACCAUUCAUUCCAAUAGCAAUAAGACGUUUUUGGUAAGACAUAUUUGUUUGUGUAAGGUCCAUUUUAGAUUGGUUUAG